Molecule: messenger RNA, 1737 nt
Organism: Manis javanica (Malayan pangolin)
Lineage: Eukaryota; Metazoa; Chordata; Mammalia; Pholidota; Manidae
Gene: DUSP2
Product: dual specificity phosphatase 2
Biological process (GO): endoderm formation; negative regulation of MAPK cascade; protein dephosphorylation
Cellular component (GO): cytoplasm; nucleus
Molecular function (GO): MAP kinase tyrosine/serine/threonine phosphatase activity
Source: RefSeq, a predicted model, not a curated record
GGUAUUUAAGCCGGUCCGCUGCGGACGGCGCCCAGAACCGACGUCUCGGGCAGUGCGGCCACCGCGGAACCUCGAGAGAGCGCGUGGGGAACCGGGGGAAAGGAAGCGGACGAAGAGCAGGAAGCCAUGGGGUUGGAGGAGGCGCGCGAGCUGGACUGCGCGGCGCUGGGCGCGCUGCUGCGGGAGCCACAGGAGGUCGAGCGCACGCUGCUGCUUGACUGCCGCCCCUUCCUGGCCUUCUGCCGGUGCCACGUGCGUGCCGCGCGGCCGGUGCCCUGGAACGCACUGCUGCGCCGCCGCGCGCGCGGCCCUCCCGCCGCCAUCCUCGCCUGCCUGUUGCCCGACCGCGCGCUCCGGGCGCGCCUGGCCCGCGGAGAGCUGACGCGGGCCGUGGUGCUGGACCAGGGCAGCGCCUCGGUGGCCGAGCUCCCGCCCGACAGCCCAGCCCAGUUGCUGCUCGCCGCCCUGCUGCACGAGACCCGAGCCGGGCCCGCCGCCGUCUACUUCCUGCGAGGAGGCUUCGAAGGCUUCCAGGCCUGCUGUCCCGAUCUGUGCUCUGAGUCCCCCGCCCCGAUUUUGCCACCUGCGGGGGCAGAAAACAGCUACUCCGACCCCAGAGUUCCCUUCUAUGACCAGGGCGGCCCUGUGGAGAUCUUACCCUACCUGUUCCUGGGCAGCUGCAGCCACUCGUCAGAUCUGCAGGGGCUGCAGGCUUGUGGCAUCACAGCUGUCCUCAACGUCUCCGCCGGCUGCCCCAACCACUUUGAGGGCCUUUUCUGCUACAAGAGCAUCCCGGUGGAGGACAGCCAGAUGGUGGAGAUAAGUGCCUGGUUCCAGGAGGCCAUAGGCUUCAUUGAUUCGGUGAAGAACAGCGGAGGCCGGGUACUGGUGCACUGCCAGGCAGGCAUCUCACGAUCUGCCACUAUCUGUCUGGCGUAUCUGAUACAGAGCCACCGUGUGCGGCUGGACGAGGCCUUUGACUUUGUUAAGCAACGCCGGGGUGUCAUUUCUCCCAACUUCAGUUUCAUGGGGCAGCUGCUACAGUUUGAGACUCAGGUGCUAUGUCACUGAGGCAGGGCCCACAGUGCUGGCUGCCCAAGUGCUGAGGCCAAACAGCUGCUGAUUCCUAGGUGGGGAGUACUGACUGUGGAUGGGAGGCCCCACAGCCCCCCUCACCUCAAGGAGAACCGCUCCUUCCUUGGAGUUUGAAAAGCCCCUCUGGGGGGCAGGUGCUGGGAAUGCUGGACUUUCUCACCUGGUGCUCUUCUGCUAGGGGUUUGAGGGCCAGCCCUCGUUCUGGGGAUGAGAGUGGAGCAUGUAUCUACUGUCUUCCUACCCCUGCUCUGGUGGAAACUAACAGGACUCUACACUCAUGACCUCCACCGGUCCCACCACCACGUUGAAGCCCUUGGCAGCCUGAGAGUCCAAGGAAGAAGCUGUGACAGCCUGGAGCCUGGCUAGAGUGGCCCCCAGGGCCUGGAGCCUGGGCCCUGUGCCCCUGGGGAGCCGGCUUGGGGCAGUGAGGUGGAUGUUGUGUAUUAACCACUAGCUUACGUGUGUAUGUGUGUGAGCAUUUCACACCUGUGUUUGCGCUGGAAAGUUACUGUGCUCAACUGACAUUUAACACUCCCUCCCCCACUUCCUCUCAGCCCUGUGGAUGGAGGUUGGAAACUUAGCACUUUAUAUUUAUUUGGAACAUUGAGGAUGUGUCAAUAAAACAUCGUUUUGUUUAAAAAA